Bursaphelenchus okinawaensis is the source of this 3086-nucleotide messenger RNA. NCBI's taxonomy places the organism in Eukaryota, Metazoa, Nematoda, Chromadorea, Rhabditida, Aphelenchoididae. The record is from the annotation of a GenBank genome assembly.
AUGAAGGUGUGUACCGUGAUGUUAUCAGUAGGCUUAACUUUUGAGAGUAGUAUUAUGCUACAUUAUCACUAUAACACUUUGUCUAUAUGUUCGCAAACAUCCUUUUCCUUGUUUCUUUUGUAAUUCAGCUUGUAUACUGCCAACAAGAAGACUUUGAUGCGAGAGACAGAUUCUUAAACUGUGCACUAUCUUUAGGACGUGUUCCCAAUCAAGGUAACGUUUUUAAAGGGCCUGUAAACCCCCGAAAAAUCCAUUUUUGAAAUAUCGCCAUGAACCUGGCAUUAUGUCUUAUCGUGGCGGGACCAAAAGAAAAUUCUCGCGUAAAAUAUUUUCAGAAAUUUUUUUCAUGGAUAAUAUUUCGAUGAAUCUCCUUGAUUUCACUACAAAUUGCUGUUCUAAAUAUUGUCUGUGUUGUAAAAUGCUAUUGCUGGCUCGAGUUUUCCAGGUUUUAUCUGAAUUUACACUUUUUUGUUAUUAUAGUGUAUUUUCCGGUAACGUUUUGAGAACUUUGGCCAGAUUCAAGUUAAAACAACUUUAAAAGUUGAUUGGUGAGUAUUUUAUAUAAUAUUUAUGUUGUUUUAGAUGAAUAAUCUAUAUUUAGACACCCACUAUUAAGUUCCAACUGUUUUGAUGUAAUUUCGCACUUCGAUGUUGUUAUAGCGCAAUGUCGAGCUAAAAGAUAAAAGCUUAAGCCGUUUUUGGACUUGAAAACUUACAGAAUGGCUGGAGAAUAUGCUACAGGAUGUUUUUAAACUGUUGUGGACGAUUCUGGUUCAAAAAGCAGGCUAAGGAAGGAUUUCUGCCGGAUCCCAGCUAAAACAAGGUCAACAAGCGAUUCGUAAGUAUUUUAUUGCCAUUUUUGUUAUUUUAGGUAUCAAAUUGGCCAGUUUAACUAAUUGUAUAACUUGUCAUAGACUUUCGGCUAUUUUAAUAUCAUAAACACUGCCCAAUUCUCAGUUGUUACCUAAAAAUUCUGCAUUAACAGAAUAUUCUGGUAAAGACAGACGGAAAUUAGUUGGAAGAGGACAUGCACUUGUGGAUUUAGCUUAGUUAGCCAAUUUCUACCUAAAACAACAAAAAUGGCAAUAAAACACUUACGAAUUGCUUGUUGACCUUGUUUUAGCUCGUAUCCGGCAGAAAUCCUUCCUUAGCCUGCUUUUUGAGCCAGAAUUGUCCACGACAGUUUAAAAACAUUCUUUAACGUCUUCUCCAGCCAUUCUGUAAGUUUUCAAGUCCAAAAACGGCCAAAGCUUUCAUCUUUUAGCUCGACAUUGCGCUAUAACAACAUCGAAGUGCGAAGUUACAUCAAAACAGUUGGAACUUAAUAAUGGGUGUCUAAAAAUAGAUUAUUCAUCUAAAACAACAUAAAUAUUAUAAAAAAUACUCACCAAUCAACUUUUAAAGUUUAUUUAACUUGAAUCUGGCCAAAGUUCUCAAAACGUUACCGGAAAAUACACUAUAAUAACAAAAAAGUGUAAAUUCAGAUAAAACCUGGAAAAACUUCAGCCAGCAAUAGCAUUUUACAGCACAGAGACAAUAUUUAGAACAGCAAUUUGUAGUGAAAUCAAGGAGAUUCAUCGAAAUAUUAUCCAUGAAAAAAAUUUCUAAAAAUAUUUUACACGAGAAUUUCCUUUUGGUCCCGCCACGCUAAGACAUUAUGCCAGGUUCAUGGCGAUUUUUCAAACGCUAUCUUUACAGGUCCUUUAAACUAUUCAAAUGAUUUUUUAUCUUAAUGUACUUGUUUUUAUGGUUAAAGUAGCACGGUAAUUAACGUUUUAUCUGCUGUAAGAUAAUAAUUUUACUAUGAUUAUGUUUAGGAUCAUGUCUGGCUUCAUGGGCACUCCAAGCGUCGGCCGUUAUCACUGACAGGUAUUGUAUUGAACAGUUUGGAAUGUCUUUGUCAUAUGUCAAUUCGAUGAACGUUAUAUCGUGCUGUAAUGGGUGUGUGGAAGAGUAGGUUGUUAUAAUAGAUAACUAUAGGGCUUUAAGGGUUUACAAGAGGAGGGAUACGCUGUGAAGGAGAGGUAGCAGUAGGUAGAAGCGCAUAAAAGGGAACUCUUUUAAAUUUUGGGCAAAACUGAUGUUUAUUAAUACUUUUAUAGGUCUAUUUCAAUAAUUUUAAUACUAUUUUUUACUUUUUUUAGUUGUAGCCAAGAUGGCAAUGUAGAAAAUGCGUUUUUGUACGCUAUGUAUUAUGGAGUUGUAGCAUCUUUAUUGAAACCAGAUGCGUGUAUGUCAUAUUUUGACAGUUGUCUCAUUAAUGGAAACUUGAAUCAAGACGGUAAAUUUAAUAGUUAUAGUUAAACUAGAUUCGAAAAAUGUUUUUUUAAUUUUUAGUGUAUUAUAAGAUCAUAAGGAUGUUUUAAAACGAAAUUUUAAAAGUUUUUUAAAGCUUCUUUUGAUGUUUCCUUUAACCCAUGCAAGGAACGAGAAUGGGACGAGAUUCCAAAGUGUGUAUCAGGCUGCCAAUCUCCUCUACCAUUUCGAAAAAUUAAAAUUCGUGGAGUUGAGAAGAUUUUCGACGAAAAGAAGAUGAAAGAUGACAUUAUGGCAAAUGGACCAGCAGCUGCCGAGAUCGAUUUAUACAGCGAUCUAAUAUCAUACCAAACUGGAGUUUAUUCUGUAAGAUUUAGGGUCUGUGAGGAUGGUCCCCGAUCUGCCUCGCUCAGAAUCAGCUCAAAAUUUUUAUACAAAGUCUUUGUACUACUAAUAGUACCUAUAAAAAUUUUAGCUUGCGCUUUAGAGUUUUAAAACUUGAAUAUUUGAGUUUUACGCCAAUUCGGCAAAUUUGGCAUUGUGUUGCAACCACUUUUUUGCCCAACCAGAGCGGGGCAGUUCUGAGCCGCACCUGUUGGUUUUGCUUUUUUUUAAUGCAGGAAGACUGUUGACAAAACUUAUUUCAGCCAUCCCCCAACGCUUUCAUAGUAGGCAAACAGACGGUGAAGAUCGUUGGAUGGGGGUCAGACAAUGGCACAAGUUACUGGUUGGCUGUCAAUUCAUGGGGAGAGAAUUGGGGCCUUCAUGGAGUUGUGAAAAUAGCUGAAGAUGCAAAUUUGGUAACUGAGGUGUGGGUACCUAUAUUCUAA